Molecule: messenger RNA, 2155 nt
Organism: Dicrocoelium dendriticum
Lineage: Eukaryota; Metazoa; Platyhelminthes; Trematoda; Plagiorchiida; Dicrocoeliidae
Source: the annotation of a GenBank genome assembly
GGUACACCAAUCACAGAGCAAUAUCCAGGACAACUAGUCUUUCGGCGAGCUGUCUACCAACCGCUUUCAAGCGGAUAACGCAACUGCCAAACCGUUGCGCCGAGAAAAAUGAAUCCGGCCCCUACCCAUGAGAAAUUUACCGUUCCCCCCGGAUUAAGGGAAUUGUUGCAGGAGUUGACUGUGGCACUACUUCGGGAGAGGCCGGAGGAUUUAGUGCAAGCAGCGAUUGAUUUUCUCCAAAUGAAAAAGGCCACCACUAAUAGCCGACCGAGUAAGAGUGGUGCUGCCAGUGAUGAUGACGAUGAAGAACCCAUGCCACCGAUGCCUCCGCUACGAGGGGCGCGUCGUGCUGGUGUGGCGGCGGAGAGUUACGACCCCGAGAAAGAUGACGGUACUCAGUCGGUUAAAGUUGUGCACCCGAAAACGGAAGAACAGCGGAAAAGAUUGACCAAUGCAACUAAGGAUAUUUUACUGUUCCGUUGUCUGGACGAUGAUCAAAUGAAGGACGUGAUAGACGCCAUGUUUGAGCGAAAAGUAAAGGCCGGAGAAAAAGUGAUCACUUUGGGUGAGGAUGGAGACAACUUUUAUGUGAUUGAGAGAGGUAUUUACGACAUAUAUGUGAAAAUUGAGGGUCAAGAAAAGAAGGUUGGUCAGUACGACAACAAAGGUUCAUUCGGGGAACUGGCUCUCAUGUACAACACUCCUCGGGCAGCAACUAUUCAAGCCACUGAAGAUGGUGUUGUCUGGGCCAUGACACGUGAAGUUUUCCGUGGCAUUGUGCUUAAGAAAGCUUUCGAGAAGCGCCGCAUGUAUGAAGAGUUACUCAAUCAAGUGCCCAUUCUAGAAAGUCUCAGUUCUUACGAGCGCAUGAGUAUAGCAGAUGCCCUGAAAACACGCAUAUACGAGGAUGGAAAACAAGUGUUGAAGCAGGGGGAUCCCGGGGACGAAAUGUACUUUGUCGAAGAAGGCAAAGUGUCUAUCAGAAUGAAGCGUGUCGGAGAGGAGGAAGAGAAAGAGGUUGCUGCAAUUGAAAAAGGAGGUUAUUUUGGGGAACUUGCCCUGCUAACAAGUCAUCCGAGAGCGGCAUCCGCAUAUGCUGUGGGACGCACAAAGUUGGCUGUUCUGGAUGUAGGAAGCUUCGAACGACUAUUAGGGCCUUGCCUAAACAUUCUUCGCCGCAAUAUUGACGGAUAUGAGAGAAAGUUAAAGGAUGUGUUUGGAAGCUUAGACAAAGUACCUGAACUGAGAUUGUGAACCAGGUGAUCUGUAUUCCAACCCCCCUGUAUUUUUGAUCGUUUGCUUGAUCGGCAUCAGAAGUGGUAAGUAUUAAAAGCUGUGAUUUUACUCAACCUGCAUAGACGUAAGUUCUUAUAUGCCCCGAGCCCCGGAUUGUUUUCACUUCAACAUUUAACUUAGUCUCUUAUACCCUCUCCUUUCAGUAACUCAAACAAUGUAUUUUUAUGUUGGGUGUUUCUCACUGCCAGUCGACAGAGGGACACGUAGACACACUUUUUCCUUCUGCCCUUCUACAUGACUUUCACACCUGCCGUUUAAUUAAUUACCACUCUUCGACAGUUCUUGAUAGCCAUGCGAAGCAUGUUUAAAUCCCUGAGCUACCGCAGUUAUUGUCCUAGCCCAGAAAAAACAGAUAGUUCUACCCUAGGAAAUCGGAAGCACCCUGCGACACUUCAACUCGGGGUUAUCUAAACAUCCUCAGUUUCUGGCUAUAUUAUUUCUCAUUCUCCAGCAUGUACAUCCACUCUCACUCGUAGAUAAAUGUUUCACGGAUACCUCAUCUCUCCACUCCUUGUUACCACAAUUCACUCGCACCGGUUCAAUUAUGCUUCUUCUGUGAGUAGUAUUAUCACCUCUGGAAUUUUCCAAGCUAGUUGAACUUUUGUUUUAGCGAACGUUGCCAGUUCCCCCCUCGUUACUAAGAGCAGCAUAUUCCUUAACUAACUGCCGUUGGCUGAAAGUACUUAUGUUGGAUAAAGAAAUUUUGAUCGACUGCUAUGCCUCUUGGAUUAUACGUCCGAGACUCUUAAGGAUGAUACUGCCGUUUGCUCAAUGUUGCUUAUAAUACAGUACUUUACUUUGAGUCCAGUUUUGUCAAAUUACAUGUUCCUAUAAAAUAAAUUCUCAACUCGUUGUUCUA